ACUACGUCAUGCUAGAAUGGCGUGUCAUCACGACCAAUCUCGUCCCCGCCCACAUUUUCUUCCCAUUAUAUUUUUCAGGACAGAAAAAUGCAUUGUUGGAAAUGAAAUUGCCAAGUUCUUCGAUGGUGUAAAAAAAUCUAUCCGAGACAGUUGACUCGUGGAUUCAUCAUUCUUUGCGAUAACAAUCAGCGAAUCACUCUGUCUACAAACAACAGAUUUUCAAUUUUGUUCUUUCAAUUCGUUUACAUUAUUGUAGUUUCCUUGUUUAUUAUUACUGUUGUUGUAGCUAUUAUUAUUAAAAAUGGUCAAAUUCAAACGAUGGAUUAUUGUUAAGCAUUUCGAAGGAGAACCAAAGAAAUCGGAUCUCAAGCUCGUCGAGGAAGAGCUUCCACCGAUUCAGGAUGGAGAAUUUAUGACCCAAGCCGAAUAUCUCUCUGUAGAUCCCUACAUGAGAGCUUUCAUCAAAAACUUUCCUCUUGGAAUCACUAUGAUUGGUGCUCAAAUAGCUAAAAUCACAGAGUCCAAAAAUCGAGACUAUCCAGUUGGGAAACGAGUAGUUGGAUUCAUGGGAUGGAGGACUCAUAGUGUCAUUAAUUUAAACAAAGUUAAUGAACUUUUACCGGUCCAAGAAAAACCCUACAUUUUACAAGCUUUUCAUGAUUUACCAAUUUCACUCUCACUCGGAGUUUUAGGACUAAUCGGGAGUACCGCAUAUUUUGGAUUGUUGGAAAUUUGCACCCCGAAAAAAGGAGAAACUUUGGUGGUUAGCGGAGCUGCUGGAGCUGUGGGCUCUCAUGUUGGACAAAUUGGAAAGAAUUUGGGCUUAAAAGUCAUUGGUAUAGCUGGAACUGAUCAAAAAUGCAAUUGGUUGACAAAAGAAUUAGGUUUUGAUUGUGCGAUCAACUAUAAGACUCAAAAUGUUUAUUCAGAGCUCACAAAAGCUGCUCCAGCUGGUGUCGACUGUUAUUUUGAUAAUGUUGGCGGCGAUAUUUCGAGUACGGUGAUCGAACAAAUGAAUCCAUAUGGAAGAGUAGCAGUGUGCGGUAGUAUUUCAUCCUACAAUGCAAAAGAAAUGCCAAAGUGUUCUGUUCUGCAACCAGCAAUUGUUUUUAAACAACUCAAAAUGGAAGGCUUUAUUGGCACACGCUGGUCAAACCGUUUGUCUGAGGGAAUUGAGAAAAACUAUCGAAUGGUUUGUGAUGGAAAGCUGAAAUAUAGAGAAACUGUUACAGAAGGUUUUGACAAAAUGUUUGAAGCUUUUGCCGGUAUGAUGCGUGGUGAAAAUAUCGGUAAAGCUAUUGUCAAAGUUUGAUAAAUACAUAUAAAUAUAUCCAUAUUCUUCGUGUUCGUAUAUAUAGGAUUGGGUAUAUGAAAUCUUGGGAUUUUGGAAUUUCCAUCCAAUUGUAUUGUUUAGCCGAUUUUCCGUUAAUUCAUGUUUUUAUCAAUUAUGAGAAUAACCUGUAUAAUCUCCAUGAAUACAUGCAUAUAAAUAAAAUGGGUAUAUUAUUAUA
Messenger RNA from Venturia canescens, 1511 nucleotides. RefSeq names its product prostaglandin reductase 1-like. The record is from RefSeq and is a predicted model, not a curated record. The transcript is spliced from 4 exons. Gene Ontology annotation, molecular function: 2-alkenal reductase [NAD(P)H] activity; 15-oxoprostaglandin 13-reductase [NAD(P)+] activity. Gene Ontology annotation, biological process: prostaglandin metabolic process. Bases 302 to 1312 code for a protein of 336 amino acids. Lineage: Eukaryota; Metazoa; Arthropoda; Insecta; Hymenoptera; Ichneumonidae. Gene Ontology annotation, cellular component: cytoplasm.